UUUAUGGCAUGGGAAGAACUUGGUGAGCACUCUUUGUGAAGCUUCCUUAACAUCAUUGAGACAGUCAGUGAGUAAGCAUGAGUUUAUCCAGCAUGAGCACUGAGUCAGAUUUUUCCGAAGAUGAGCAGGAGGGCUGUGCAUCGGGCUUGGAGGUUUCAGACAGCCCCAGUGAAAAUCCUUUGAGGAAUCUGUCAACUGCCUCGGGAAGUGAUCUCCUGGAGGUCAGCGUUGCUAAAAAGCGAAGGCGGCCGGCUCGGUCCAAAGCCCGCAGGGUUGCCGCGAACGUACGAGAACGCAAGCGCAUCCUGGACUACAACCAAGCCUUUAAUGCAUUACGCUUGGUGCUCAAUCACGACCUGAGCGGCAAACGUCUAUCCAAGAUCGCAACUCUGCGCCGGGCCAUCCAUCGCAUCUCAGCUCUGUCUGAGCUCUUACAGUCCAACUCACAAGAGGAACCAGACGCACCAUCGAGCAUCCAACCGAAAGAACUGUCAAAGAACUGGUCAGACAGUCAGCAGCAAGAAGAGCACCCCAGAACCUCUCUGUUAUCUGGAGCUGUUGGAUCAUCAGUUCCUUCUUAUAGAAACUUCUCUUCUUCAUGCACAUACUCUGCAGAGGAUCAGAACUCUCCAUGCUAUAGCCACGGCCCUGAAUUUCAGUUCGGCUUUAAACGCAUGGAAGGGUUUUCGGAUGCUCCGGCUAUGCCUUUCCCAUGGCAGUGGCAGUGCUCAGGAUUCCAGCAGCAGUCUCUAAGUAUGCACUGA
Messenger RNA from Clarias gariepinus (North African catfish), 764 nucleotides. Its product is annotated as class A basic helix-loop-helix protein 9. Gene Ontology annotation, biological process: regulation of transcription by RNA polymerase II; developmental process. NCBI's taxonomy places the organism in Eukaryota, Metazoa, Chordata, Actinopteri, Siluriformes, Clariidae. The transcript has a single exon. Gene Ontology annotation, molecular function: DNA-binding transcription factor activity, RNA polymerase II-specific; RNA polymerase II transcription regulatory region sequence-specific DNA binding; protein dimerization activity. The record is from RefSeq and is a predicted model, not a curated record. Bases 78 to 764 code for a protein of 228 amino acids.